AUGGAUUUGGAAGGUCAACAUCUAUAUCAAAAAAGGUUAUUUUCCUUCUUAAUUCCAAAAGAAGUUCCUCCACCUACUACCACAUAUUAUGAAGAAGGAAAUUUAUUUAGUAAAAUUUUCUUCACCUGGGUUUUCCCAAUUUUAAGAAUUGGAUAUCAAAGGACUAUCACCAAAGAAGAUCUAUUCGAGAUAACUAAUGACCUCAAAGUAGAAGAAAUGUAUAAGACAUUCGAGAGGAAUUUGAUUAAAAGACAAAAAGGAAAUCAUUCGUCAUAUUCAUUGUUAUUUGCUUUAUUAGAGACUUUCAGAUAUCAAUACGCCUUAUCGAUUAUUUGCAUUGUUUUAUGUGAUGCAGGUAAUUCUUGUAUACCAUUGGCAACCAGAAAAUUGAUUGAAUAUGUAGGUUUAAAAGCAUCUGGAGUCGAAACUGGAAUAGGAAAAGGUGUAGGUUACGCCAUUGGGUGUACUGCUUCAGUUACUGUUUGUUAUAUACUUGGAAAUUUGUACAUGUACUAUGCUGGAAUGACAGGUUCUCAAGCCAAAUCUAUUUUAACUAAAUUCUUGAUCAAGAAAGCUUUUGUAGCCGAUGACUUAUCCAAGCAUGAGUAUCCUGUAUCAAAAUUGACCACUUUCAUGGCUACUGAUUUAUCAAAAAUUGAUUUGGCUUUCAACUUAGCACCAUUUUUGUUUUCAUUCGUUCCUGCAUUCGCUAUUGCUGUUGCCAUAUUGGCCGUCAAUAUCGGAGCUCCAAUGGCUGUUGGUCUUGGGGUUAUAAUUUUGUUUUGUAUUGCCAGUGCCAUAUUGACAACUUUGAUGAUCAAAUUAAGAAUUGCUUCAUUGGUCUUCACUGACAGAAGAGUAAGUUACAUCAAAGAAGUUGUGGAUAAUUUGAAAAUCAUCAAAUUGUAUUCUUGGGAAGAACCUUAUUCCGAAAACAUCAAGAAGGCUAGAACCCAAGAAACAAGGAGGUUGUAUAAACUUCAAUUCUAUAGGAACAAUUUGAUAGCUAUUGCUAUUUCAUUAUCGUUAUUUGCAUCUAUGGCCAGUUUCUUGGUUCUUCACGCAAUUGAUGGAGAUAACGAUCCAGCAAGAAUCUUUGCAUCUGUCAGUUUAUUCGGUUUAUUGGGAUUCUUCAUUAUCAACGUUCCCAUGGCAGUUAGUUGUGUUGCUGACGGUAUCAUUUCUUUGAAGAGAGUCAGUGGAUUUUUGAAAUCUGGUGAAGCAGAAGACCCAGAAAAAGAUUCAGAUACUGAAUCUUAUGGAUUAGAUGAAAAACUUGCUAUUCAAGUUGUGAAUGGAGAAUUCAUAUGGAGGUCUUUUGCUAACGAAAACAACGAAUCACCUAAAGAAGAAGGAAAAAAAGAAUCAGGGAAUGCUGUAGAAUCUGAAAAGCCUGAACCAACCAAUGAUAACAGGGGAUCUAAAUUAUUCAAAUUGAAAGACAUCAAUUUAACCAUCAGAAAAGGUGAAUUCAUCAUUGUCACUGGAAUGAUUGGGUCAGGUAAAUCUUCAUUACUUCAAUCCAUCGCAGGGUUUAUGACCAAAACUGAAGGGUCCAUCGACCUGAAUGGCUCGCUAUUAUUAUGUGGUCAACCAUGGGUACAGAAUGAAACACUUAGGAAUAAUAUUAUUUUCGGCAAUUCUUUUGAUGAAGACCUUUACAAAAAAGCUAUCUUUGCUUGUGAGUUGAACAACGAUUUCGAUACUUUACCUGCAGGCGACAACACUGAAGUGGGUGAAAGAGGUAUUACAUUAUCUGGAGGUCAAAAAGCUAGAGUCAAUUUAUGUCGUGCUGUGUAUAACAAUCCUGACAUUAUCUUGUUGGACGAUGUUUUGAGUGCUGUUGAUGCAAGAGUUGGUAAACAUAUAAUGGAUCAUUGUAUUACAGGAUUAUUGAAGGACAAGACCAGAAUAUUAGCCACUCAUCAAUUGUCGUUCUUGGAUUAUGCAGAUAGAAUUGUGUUUUUGAAUGAAGAUGGAACUAUUCAAGUAGGUACAGUUGACGAAUUACAGAAUAACGAACAAUUUGUCAAUUUAAUGUCCCAUAAUUCCAAAGCCAUCUCUAAUGAAGAAGCAGAAGAGUUAGAUUCUGAUGAAAUUGAAGAAAUUGAAGUUGAACAAACCACAAAAUCCGAAGCCAAAGAUCUUGUGGAUGGAAAAUUGGUAGAGGAAGAAAAUAGAGCUAUCAAUUCCAUCACUUGGGACAUUUACCAUAAGUAUUUGAUGUUGGGAUCCAAACCUUUUCCUGUUCCUAUAUUCCUAUUACUUAUCCUCCUUACCAUCAGUCUUUCUACUUUCACUCAGUUGUUUACCAAUGUUUGGUUAUCUUUCUGGACAGAAUCAAAAUUUGAUAAAUCCGAUAAUUUUUAUAUCGCUAUUUAUGUGGUUGUCACCGUAAUGUCAUUGGUAUUGUUAAUCUUACAAUUCUUAUGUUACAUUCAUUUGACUAAUUUAGCUUCUAGAAAUUUGAAUUUGAAAGCCAUCAAUAUGUUACUUGGGGCUCCUAUGAGUUAUCUUGAUGUUACACCAAUUGGAAGAAUUUUGAAUAGAUUCACCAAAGAUACUGAUGCCUUGGACAAUGAAAUUGUUGAACAAGUAAGAUUAUUUGCCUUCUCUUUAGCCAACAUCGUAGGUACACUUAUCUUGUGUGUGAUUUAUAUCCCAUGGUUUGCCAUUGCUAUACCCAUCAUGACACUUAUCUUCUUAUUUGUCGGUAGUUAUUAUCAAGCAUCCAGUAGAGAAAUCAAGAGGUUAGAAGCUGUCCAAAGAUCAUUAGUUCAUAACAAUUUCAACGAAUCCUUGACUGGUAUGGAUACCAUCAAGGCCUAUAAUGAUGUUGAUAGAUUCAUUCAAAAGAAUGACUUCUUAAUUGAUAGAAUGAAUGAAGCCAACUUCUUAGUCAAUGCCAUUCAAAGAUGGUUAGGUACUCAAUUAAAUCUAAUAUCGUUUGGAAUUGUUUUAAUUAUAAGUUUACUUUGUGUAUUCAGAGUUUUCAAUAUUUCUGCUGCCAGUGUUGGUUUGUUAAUCACUUAUACUUUUGGAUUACCCAAUAUGUUGGUUUUAAUUGUAAAAAGUUAUACCCAAUUGGAAAAUGAAAUGAAUUCAGUAGAAAGAAUGUGUGAAUUUGCAUUCGAAAUCCCCCAAGAAGCUGCUUACAGAAUUAACGAGACAAGACCCAAUAAUUGGCCUUCAAGAGGUAAUAUUGAGUUCCACAAUGUUAAGAUGAGAUAUAGAUCGAACUUGCCUCUAACUUUGAAAGAUAUUAGUUUCAGUGUAAAGGGAGGUGAAAAAAUUGGAAUUGUUGGUAGAACAGGUGCAGGUAAAACUUCAUUAACAGCUGUUUUAUACAGAUUGGUUGAAUUUGAAGGUGAUAUCAUGAUAGAUGAUGUAAGAAUCUCCGAUUUGGGAUUAAAUGAUUUAAGAUCAAAACUUUCAAUCAUCCCCCAAGAAAGUAUCUUAUUCAGAGGUACCAUAAGGAGAAACUUGGAUCCUUUCGAUGAAAAGACAGACGACGAAUUAUGGAAGGCUUUGAUUACAUCAGGUUUAGUAGACCAAAGAGUAGGAACUGAUCACAAAUUCCAUCUUGAUGCAUCAGUGGAGGACAAUGGUAGUAAUUUCUCCUUAGGAGAGAAACAAUUAAUUGCUUUCUGUAGAGCUUUGAUUAGACAAUCUAAGAUUUUAGUUCUUGAUGAAGCUACUUCUUCUGUCGAUUACAAAACAGACAAAUUCAUCCAAGACACUUUGAAAACUGAGUUCAAUGAUGUAACUGUCUUAUGUAUAGCCCAUAGAUUGACUACCAUUUUGAAGUAUGAUAAAAUUUUGGUUAUGGAUGAUGGUAAUGUUGCAGAGUUCGAUACUCCAAUCAACUUAUUCAGAAACAAAUCUUCAAUCUUCCGCCAAUUGUGUGAAAGAGCUAAAAUCACCAGUCAAGAUUUUUAA
Molecule: messenger RNA, 3939 nt
Organism: Yamadazyma jaroonii
Lineage: Eukaryota; Fungi; Ascomycota; Pichiomycetes; Serinales; Debaryomycetaceae
Source: the annotation of a GenBank genome assembly